AUGGAUCUCUUGGGACAUUUUGAUUACUCGUCUUAUGAUAGUUACAAUAUAUCUAUUUGGAAUGAUACCUAUCAAUAUUACCCGGAUACUUCUAACAAAUCCUGGAAUUCCACAGGACAAGUGGAGUUGUACUAUGUUCCAGUAGGGCUUAUUGUUCUAUUGGCUUUCCUGUACGGCUCUAUCUCACUAUUUGCCGUCAUUGGUAACGGUAUCGUCAUUUACGUCAUCAUGGCGAAUAAGAAGAUGCAAACAGUGACAAACAUUUUCAUCGCUAAUCUAGCCCUUGCUGACGUCAUCAUAGGUCUUUUUUCGAUCCCGUUUCAAUUCCAGGCGGCCCUUUUACAACGCUGGGUACUGCCCUAUUUUAUGUGCAGAUUAGCCCCGUUUGUCACCAAUAUCAGCGUCAACGUCAGCGUUUUCACUUUAACAGUUAUAGCGAUCGACCGUUACAUUGCUGUCAUCUACCCUCUAAAGGCGGGGUUUAAGAAGCAAGUAGCUGCCGUAGUACUUGCUAUCAUUUGGGUUGUUGGAAUAUCGUCCAGUUUGCCGAUGGUUAUCCACUUCCGGGUCGGAUUAAAUUUGACCCCUAAAGGAGACAAGAUUCCAUUUUGUAAUCCAAAAUGGCCGAAAAGUUUUGGAAGAUAUUACUAUAUGUAUUUGUUGGUCGUACAAUAUUUGAUUCCACUUAUCAUCAUCAACUUCUCUUACUUUCGGAUUGCCUUUAAGAUCUGGGGUACUAAGGCACCAGGACAGGAUAUAGACCGGAGAGACAACGUAAGAACGAGGAACAAGAAAAAGGUAGUGAAAAUGCUGAUAAUCGUUGUCUGCCUGUUCGUCCUGUGUUGGAUGCCACUCCAGGUGUACCAAGUCCUGUCCGAACUCUACGUGGAAGUUAACAAAUACAAGUAUAUCAACAUCAUAUGGUUUUGUUCAAACUGGUUAGCAAUGUCCAAUUCCUGCUACAAUCCGUUUAUCUACGGUCUUCUUAACGAGAAGUUCAAGAGGGAGUUCAGACUACUUUUCCGCGUUUGUGCGUGUCGACGUUCUGAAAAGGAGAGUGAGUUGGGAGAAUACUCCGACGACAGUGCCAUAAAUCGGGGAAGUACGGUGAUGCUGAAUGGACGAGAAACUCUUCAGCUCAACGGCAAAAUACAUAAAUCACGCAGAAACACGAGACCUACGCACACAAACGAGACGGAACAAAGUAUGAUAUAG
Messenger RNA from Ylistrum balloti, 1215 nucleotides. RefSeq names its product RYamide receptor-like. Lineage: Eukaryota; Metazoa; Mollusca; Bivalvia; Pectinida; Pectinidae. Bases 1 to 1215 code for a protein of 404 amino acids. Gene Ontology annotation, cellular component: membrane. Gene Ontology annotation, biological process: G protein-coupled receptor signaling pathway. The record is from RefSeq and is a predicted model, not a curated record. Gene Ontology annotation, molecular function: neuropeptide Y receptor activity. The transcript is spliced from 4 exons.